Microplitis mediator is the source of this 2076-nucleotide messenger RNA. RefSeq lists its product as uncharacterized. The record is from RefSeq and is a predicted model, not a curated record. NCBI's taxonomy places the organism in Eukaryota, Metazoa, Arthropoda, Insecta, Hymenoptera, Braconidae. The coding region runs from base 119 to 1873 and encodes 584 amino acids. The transcript has 2 exons.
UGUAGGUAGUACAAGAACUGAAAAAUAAUUUUUGGUUGCCAGUAUACCUGUAGUCGUUGCACUGAUCAGUCGAUAGUUUUGUGAUAAAUUAUUUCUCAAGUGAAUUAAAUUAUUAACCAUGGGACGUGAUUCUAGAAAGGUUUCAAGAGAACUUCGGAGUUCUGAAAAAAUUAAUAAGUCGCGUUCAGUCAAAAGAAAGAAUGUUUUUAAUCCGAAAACAGCCGAACGUGAUGAAAGUAUUCAGAGUACAUCUUCUAAAAAAUUAAAACAAAACACUGAAGAUGAUGUACCUGAAGACAGCAGUACUGAAUUUCGAAUAAUAAAUUUUAUUCAGGUAUUCACUGCAAUUUCUGCUCUUAUAAAAUGUAAAAAAUGUGAUGGAAAUGUAGUGUUUCAAACAGCAAGUACACGUGGGCUGGGAUUCAAAAUUGUAGUUGCAUGUAAUAACUGUGGAAAUGAAUAUAUUCCUUCCUGUUCUUUCGUUGGGCAUUCUUAUGAAAUAAACAGACGUUUCAUUUUUGUAAUGAGAAUACUAGGAAUAGGAUACGAAGGAUUGUGCAAGUUUUGCGGCCUGAUGGACAUGCCGUCUUUUUUAGAUAAAUCUACGCAUACAAUUUUACUGAAACAGAUUUUGAAUUGUAGUAAAGCCGUCGCAGAAACCUUCAUGACGAAAGCUGUGAAUGAAGAAAAGCAAGCAAUGCCAACAACUGAAAAUGAAGAUAUAAAUCAUCUAACUGUAUCGGGAGAUGGAACCUGGCAAAAACGGGGAUAUACAUCGUCAUUUGGAGUUUCUUCUAUAAUUGGCUAUUUUACUGGAAAGAUUCUUGACAUAAACAUUAAAAGUGCAUAUUGUAAGCUAUGUGAGUAUUGGAAAAAAAAAACAAAUACUGUUGAGUUCGAGGAAUGGUAUCAAUCGCAUGAAGAUGUGUGUUCUGCUAAUCAUCAAGGGUCUUCUGGGAAAAUGGAGGUGGAUGCGAUGGUCGAAAUGUUUUCGUAUUCUGAAACUAAAUAUGGAGUUAAGUAUGCCAACUAUAUUGGUGAUGGUGACUCCAAGACCUAUUCAGGAAUUAUAAAAUCAGAUCCUUACGAAAAUACAACUGUAAAUAAAAAGGAAUGUAUAGGGCAUGUCCAAAAGCGGAUGGGGAGUCGAUUACGUACGCUGAAGAGUAAACAAAAAGGUCUUGGUGGUCGAGGUAAGCUCACAGGAAAAUUAAUAGACAAACUAACUGUGUACUAUGGUUUAGCAAUACGCCGGCAUUGUGAUUCUAUUGAAAAUAUGAAAUCUGCUAUAAUGGCAACCUUUUAUCACUACGGCUCGAGUGAUGAAAAACCGAAUCAUGAUAUGUGUCCAAAAGGCGAAGAAUCUUGGUGCUCUUACCAGCGCGCUGAAGCAAGAGGAGAGCUUGAUACCUUUUCUCACGAUUAUUCUCCUUUACCUUCUGAUGUUUUAAAAGCUAUCAAGCCUAUAUACGAAGAUCUUAGUAAUGAAAAUUUACUUUCAAGAUGUGUAGGUGGAUUCAAUCAGAAUAAUAAUGAAAGCUUUAACCAACUAGUAUGGAAAAUAUGCCCAAAAACGGUAAAUACUAGUUUUACCAUCGUACAAAUAGCUGCAUACGUUGCUAUGUGUAUAUUUAAUGAGGGUAUAAAUUCAUUAUUAGUCUUGAUGAAUACACUAGGACUUAAUUGUGGGCCUAAUUCUCAUCGGUAUGCAGAAAGAAUGGAUGCUGCACGUAUCAAAGUAGCAGAUAAGCGCGCUAAUGAUAACACCCGAGAAGGUCGAUUGCAACGUAGGCACCAGCAAAUCGAUAUUUUGGAAGCUGCUAUGUCGGCUGAAGAGCUAUUAUAUGGUCCAGGAAUAGAUGACUCAGUAUGAAUCUCCAAGGACUUAUGAUGAUCACCGCAAAGGACUUCGGGAGGAACGGGCUCUACAAAAACAGCGAUAACUUUUUGAAUUAUUAAUUUUUUUUUUUGAAAUUUUCGUGAAGUCAAAUCGAAACGUGUUCUAAUAAAGCUAUGUUUUUAUUUUUGUCAAAUAAAGUAAUUAACUACAAAAAAAAAAUUAUUGAAAAUCAUCAU